This is a messenger RNA of Podospora pseudopauciseta, 1200 nucleotides long. RefSeq names its product Serine/threonine-protein phosphatase 2A activator 1 (gene RRD1). NCBI's taxonomy places the organism in Eukaryota, Fungi, Ascomycota, Sordariomycetes, Sordariales, Podosporaceae. Gene Ontology annotation, molecular function: protein tyrosine phosphatase activator activity; peptidyl-prolyl cis-trans isomerase activity. Gene Ontology annotation, biological process: mitotic spindle organization. The record is from RefSeq and is a predicted model, not a curated record. The transcript is spliced from 2 exons. Gene Ontology annotation, cellular component: nucleus; protein phosphatase type 2A complex; cytoplasm. Bases 1 to 1200 code for a protein of 399 amino acids.
AUGGAACCACCACCACCCCCUCCUCCCUCAGCUACAGGAGCAGUCUCCCUCCACAGGCUACCCAUCCUUACCUCUGACGAGCUCUCCAAGAAAGCAUUUGGGCCCCUGCAAAAGAGGAUCAACUCUGGGGCUGACGUGUCGUUUUUCCUGACGUCGAGGGCGUAUAAAGAGUUGAUGGUGUGGAUUAUGCAGUUGAAUCACUCGCUUAUUCCGAGACUGUCGCCCGAUACUGCGAGACCGGUGUGUUUUCCGCUGGAACCGGGGAGAAGAGAGUGGAGCGAGCCGGUGAGAAGGUUAAGGGAAAUGUUGGGGGGGUGCGAGGAGUUGAUUUUGGAAGCACCACCCGAGGAGAACAAGAACAGGAGGUAUUUGGAGGUGGUGAGGAAGUUGAUAACGACUUACACGCUUGAACCGGCGGGAUCGCAUGGGGUGUGGGGGUUGGAUGACCACAGUUUUGUGCCUUAUAUUUUUGGGUCGGCGCAGUUUACGAAACCGAUUUUGGGGAGUAGGACGGAGGCUACGCCGGUGGAGGGGUCAUGUCCGGGGGCGCCGAAGCCGGCGAGUGCGGUUGAUAAACAGACGGUGGAGGAUUACAGAAGGAGUAAUAUGUACUUUGGGGCGAUUGGGUUCAUCUACGAUGUGAAGAGGGGGCCUUUUUGGGAGCAUAGCCCGAUGCUGUUUGAUAUUAGUGGGAUUAAGGAUGGGUGGGGGAAGAUUAAUAAGGGGAUGGUGAAGAUGUAUCGGGCCGAGGUGCUGGGGAAGUUUCCGGUGGUGCAGCAUUUUGGGUUUGGGGGGUUGUGGGCGUGGGAGGUGGACCCGGAGAUGGUCGGGGAGAGGAGUGUGCAUUUGCAGAGUCAGCCGGUGCAAAAUCAAGCACAGAGUUUGGGGCAGGGCGGAGGGGAGGUGGGGACGAAGGCUCCGUGGGCGAGGGGAGCUAUGGGGGGCAUAUCUGGCGGGCAGGUGAGUAUGCCUAGGCCGAUGGAUGGGGGGGUGAUGGCGCCGACGGGGUUUCCGGGGCGGCAACCUGGGAUGGGGACGCCGACUGGGCUUCCAGGGAGAGGACAGGUGCCGACGCCGAGGGGCGGGAUACCGAAUACUGGACCGAUGGAGCAGACGAGUUUUCCGCGGGGAGGGGGGAUGCAAGAUAGGGUUGGGGGGAAUCAGUUUAGUGUCACCAAGGCUCCUUGGGCGAAGGACUGA